AUGUCUAUCCUUGGAUUAAAGAAGAAGCAGCCAAAGACUUUCAAAGUAAAAGUCAUUACCAUGGAUGCUGAAAUGGAGUUUAGCUGUGAGGUUAAAUGGAAAGGUAAGGACCUGUUUGAUUUGGUGUGCCGCACAGUCGGGUUGAGGGAAACCUGGUUUUUUGGACUAAGAUACACAGUAAAGGACACUUACGCAUGGUUGAAACAGGAAAAACGGGUUUUGGACCAAGAGGUUCCAAAAGACUCACCCAUAAUGUUUCACUUCUUGGCCAAAUUUUUCCCUGAAAAAGUAGAGGAGGAACUGGUCCAAGAAAUAACACAACACCUCUUCUUUUUACAGGUGAAAAAGCAAAUAUUAGAUGAGGAAAUAUUUUGCUCUCCUGAAGCCUCAGUUUUGUUGGCUUCAUAUGCUGUCCAGGCAAAGUAUGGAGAUUAUGAUCCAAACUUUCACAAGCCCGGGUUCUUGGCACAAGAUGAGUUAUUGCCAAAAAGGGUGUUAAUGCAAUACCAAAUGACAGCUGACAUGUGGGAGGAGAAGAUCACAGCCUGGUACGCUGAGCACAGAGGUAUCGCCAGGGACGAAGCUGAGAUGGAAUAUCUCAAAAUCGCUCAAGACCUGGAGAUGUACGGCGUCAGCUACUUCCACAUUACCCAAAAUAAGAGGGACACAGACUUGUUACUGGGAGUGGAUGCUCAGGGGCUUCACAUCUACAGCCCCAACAACAAACUCAACCCCAACAAGUCCUUCCCGUGGAGCGGAAUCCGAAACAUCUCCUACAGCGAAAAAGAGUUUACGAUCAAACCUUUGGACAAAAAGAAAGACGUUUUUAAGUUCUACUCAUCUCAGCUUCGUGUCAACAAGCUUAUCCUUCAGCUGUGCAUCGGGAACCACGACCUAUUUAUGAGGAGGAGGAAGGUGGACUCAAUUGAAGUGCAACAGAUGAAGGCUCAGGCUAAAGAGGAGAAGGCCCGUAAGAAGAUGGAGCGCCAGAUUCUGGCACGGGAAAAACAGAUGAGAGAAGAAGCAGAACGUGCAAAAGAGGAGAUGGAGCGAAGACUUUUUCAGCUGCAGGACGAAGCACGGCUGGCCAAUGAGGCCCUGAUACGAUCUGAAGAAACGGCAGACCUGCUGGCAGAGAAGGCCCAGAUUGCUGAGGAAGAAGCCAAGCUGUUGGCUCACAAGGCCGCCGAAGCAGAACAAGAACGACAGAGGUUGGAGGUCGCUGCCAUGAAGACGAAGGAGGAGAAGAGGCUGAUGGAGCAGAAGAUGAGGGAGGCGGAGCAGCUGGCGGUGAAACUGGUGGAGCAGUCUGAGAGGAGACUGAAAGAGGCUGAUCAUCUGAAGCAGGACCUGACGGAAGCAAAGGAUGCAGAACGAAGAGCCAAACAGAAGCUGCUGGAGAUCACCAAGACGACAUACCCUCUCAUAGCGGCCUACUCCACCCCCCCUGCUCCCCCUGAACCAGCAGACUUUGGCUUCGAACCAGCAGCUGCUCGCCUGGACUUCAAGGACUCCGACAUGAAGAGGUUGUCGAUGGAGAUCGAAAGAGAGAGACUGGAGUACAUGGAGAAGAGCAAACACCUGCAAGACCAGCUGAAGGAGCUGAAGUCAGAGAUCGAAUCUUUGAAGCUGGAGGAGCAGCAGCAGCAGCAACAGCAGCAGCAACAAGCCAACCUGUACAGCCUUCACAGUGAGGCUAGAGGAUACGUGCAGGACCCCCUCUACAUAACUCACAGCAACCGAAACUCUGCCUACAUGUCCCAGAUGGCCUUUUUUGAGGAAGUGUGAUCAAGAUGAGGCAGAAAAAGAAAAGCUGGGCUGUAAUUCAUCCACCCUUGAUUUCACCUGACUGAAUCUGUCUAUAAAACCAGACAGACAUCCUUCAAAAUCAGUUUUUCCUGUUUCUAUAACACAAACAGAACUAAUGCUGAUGUGGUGCUGAAGACGGAUCUAUCAACCGGUUUUUACCUGUUGUGGUUGGUGAGAAAGGAAGAUACAGCUGGUCAAAUGACUGUUUUAAUAUUAACUUACACGUAAAUGCCUUAAUAGAUUAACAAAAAAUUAGACUGAAUUGCAAAUUUUGGAGGAAAAAGGAGAAAAACUGUAAAUUUUGAGACGCUGCAGUGCAGGUUUGAGCGGCAGUGUUGGGUCACCCUCUUGAUAUCACUGAGGGAGCCGAGCCUGAUCAUAUCACCUCACCCAUGUGCAUUUCACUCUUUCAGUCUUUAACGUUGCUUUUUCUAGAUUUGCAUUUUAUACUCCACACUGCUGAUGUGCCUUAAACUUUAUAUUUUGUUACCAUGUUUUGCUUUUUUGUUCUUGCAUGCUUUAGGAUUACAGGAACUCUGGAGUUUAGGUUUUCUUUAUUUCCUGCAGAAUAUUUCACUCCUCAGGUUCAGUCUUUUUCACUGCAGCUAUAAGUUUUCUACCCAAAACUUCAAAUGUUACAUUUUUGCAAAAAAACUAAAUAAACUGUUUGGAGCAAGCAGAGUUUUGCAUUGGGUAAAACAUGUCAAAUUGUUGGAGCUACCUUGGAGAAACUUGAAGUUUUCUGCCAUUUUUAAAAGAAAUACAUCAACCUAAACUGUAUAUUUGCAAAGGGGGAUUUAGCAUCAGGGGCUAAAGAGCGUUUGACACAGAAAGACUUCCUCCCGUUUUUAUAAAAGCCGCAUUUCACCCAGAUUUUUCUUGCAUUCUGUUACAUUUCUCACUGGCCUCUCAAAGGGAGAACAGGGUUCUAAAUGUUCAACCUGAGAAGUCGCAGAGCAGCUUUUUAAGGAGAUUUAACCUAAACCAUGGGACAUUAUUGCCUAUCUUUUUUUAAAAAUAAUAAUUUGCAAAGUUUAUUUACCUUCAGUUUCUACACGUCCAGAAAUGUGUCUAAUUUUUCUCACUUUUAGGGUAAAACCUUUUUUUGUUAUUCUGGAUGACAAAUGCCAUACACUUCUGUGCAGUGUUAAGAAUAUUCUUGCAUGUGAAAGCAUUUGGAGGGUGUUUACAUUAAAAAUGAAAAAAAAAAAAUCCCAUUACUUAGUGGUUUUUGUUUGUAUUAUCAUUUUUGUUUGCGUUCUUUGCCUACAGAUAUAAUGGAAUGACAUUUUUUUGAUGUGUGUUUGCUCUGAAAGACUUGCAUUGGAUAAUAAAAGAGCAUUUCUUUUUAACUGAUGUGAGCCUUAAUCUAUAUAAUGCUACAUACUUAUUCCACAAUAAAAAUAAUGCUCAUUU
Molecule: messenger RNA, 3225 nt
Organism: Oryzias melastigma (Indian medaka)
Lineage: Eukaryota; Metazoa; Chordata; Actinopteri; Beloniformes; Adrianichthyidae
Gene: nf2b
Product: neurofibromin 2b (merlin)
Exons: 16
Coding region: 1-1788 (595 amino acids)
Biological process (GO): positive regulation of protein localization to early endosome; regulation of organelle assembly; regulation of gliogenesis
Cellular component (GO): plasma membrane; filopodium; cytoskeleton
Molecular function (GO): actin binding; cell adhesion molecule binding
Source: RefSeq, a predicted model, not a curated record